AUGAAGAUCAAGAUCUCCUCGUCGGCCCUUGUGCUGGCCACUCUCUCCUUCGUUGCCGCCAACAACACGUGCGGCGGUGACCCCGUCCCCGUCCCCACCUACUCGCAGGCUCCCCUCGGCGGCUGCUACUGCACUUGCACCAACGGCUUCAACCCUGCUGGCGGUACUGGUCCCUUCGGCGGCGGAUUCGGCCAGGGCUCUGGCGCUGGCGUCGGCUCUGGUUCUGGAUCCGGUAGCGGCUCUGGAUCUGGAUCUGGCUCUGGCUCUGGCUCGGGCUCGGGCUCCGGUUCAGGCUCUGGCUCCGGCUCUGGCUCUGGCUCCAACGGCGGUGGAUCCAACGGUGGUGGCUCCAACGGUGGUGGCUCCAACGGUGGUGGCUCCGAGAGCAGCGGUGGCUCGAACGGUGGCGGAAGCAACGGCGGCGGAAACGGUGGCGGAAACGGUGGUGGUAACGGUGGUGGAAACGGUGGUGGAAACGGUGGUGGCGGCGGCACUGGCAACAGUGGUACUCAGCCCGGCGGCGGCGGCAACAACGGUGGUGGCAACAACGGUGGCGGCAACAACGGCACUACCCCUGGCGGCGGUGGUACUGGCAACAGCGGUGGCCAGCCCGGCGGCGGCAACAACGGCACUACCCCUGGUGGUGGCGGAACCGGUAACAACGGCACCACCCCCGGUGGCGGAAACAACGGUACCACUCCUGGCGGCGGUAGCACCGGCAACAACGGUACCAGCCCCACGUGCUUCGACGCCAACGGACUAGUCGUAGUCUGCCUGGGCGUCGGCGGCAACGGUUCGAUCAACGGCUCCGUCGGUAUCGGUGGUGGUCUCGUUGGUGGCAACAUCACCACGGGUGGUGGUCUCUCCAACAUCAACGGCUCGGUCGGCAUCGGCAACGGUGCGGUCACUGGCAACCUCACCACGGGCUCCAAUCCUCUCAACGCCACCACCUGCCUCGACGCUAAGGGACUCGUCGUUGCCUGUGUCACCGUCGGUAACGGUAUCAUCACCAACACCACUGCUGGUGUCAACGUCGGCAACGGUGUGAUUACCGGUGGCAUCAACACCGGCAACGGUCUGCAGAACUCGUCGACGGGCCUCAACAUUGGCAACGGCACCCUCGUGAUUGGUAGCAACGGCACCAACCUGGGUGGUAGCUCCAACCUCAUCCCUGGUGGCUCGGUCUCGACUGGCGGCCUGACGGGCGCCAUUGGCGGUCUCCUCGGUGGCCUCACCGGCGGCUCGGGCUCCGGCUCGGGCUCCGCUUCGUCGUCGUCUUCGGCGAGCAACCCUAUCCAGACCAUCAUCAGCAGCAACCCCAUUACUGGUAACUCGGGCUCGGGCUCGAGCGGCUCGUCGUCGUCCUCGGCCUCCAACCCCAUCCAGUCGAUCAUCAACAACAACCCUAUCACUGGUAACUCGGGCUCCUCCGGCUCCGGCUCCGGCUCUGGCUCUAGCGGCUCCUCGUCCUCGUCGGCGAGCAACCCUAUCCAGUCGGCCAUCAACAACAACCCCAUCACCGGCUCGUCGGGUAGCAGCAACCCUGUGACUGGCGGCUCCUCUUCCGGCUCGGGCUCUGGUUCGUCGGGUAGCAGCAGCUCCUCGUCGGCUAGCACCCCCGCCUCCACCAGCGCGUCUGGCGGCAACCCCAUCACCACCAUCGUCUCGACCGUCAGCAAGGAGCUCGGCUCCGCCACCGGCCUCCGCAGGCGCGCCGUCGGCAGGAUGUUCGGUCGCGCUUAA
Molecule: messenger RNA, 1743 nt
Organism: Kalmanozyma brasiliensis GHG001
Lineage: Eukaryota; Fungi; Basidiomycota; Ustilaginomycetes; Ustilaginales
Exons: 1
Coding region: 1-1743 (580 amino acids)
Source: RefSeq, a predicted model, not a curated record